AUGAUUCAUGCAGGCGUAAACAUAGACUGUGGAACGUCAUUGCCAGGCGUAGACAACAACAACCUAAAAUGGGUCGGAGACCAAGACUUCAUCACAUCCGGAGACUCGGCUACUAUUUCGUCCACCACCGUUGAGAAAUCCCUCACCACACUUCGGUACUUUCCCACGGGCGACUCCAAUUGCUACUCCAACAUUCCGGUUACAAAAGGCGGAAAAGUUCUAGUGAGAACCAUGUUUUACUACGGGAAUUACGACGGGAAGUCCUCAACCCCAUCCUUCAGCGUAGUGUUUGAAGGGAAACACCGAGGCACCCUAUCGAUAUCCUCAGCAUUCGAACCUUACCUUCUGGAGUUGAUAUUUUCCCCGGCCGGUGGAGAGACCAGCGUCUGUUUUGUACGUACUUCUUCAUCAUCAAACCCUUUUGUGUCUUCCAUUGAAGUUGUCGACUUGGAUGAUGGCAUGUAUGCCGAGCUUGGUCCUGGUGAAGGUAGGUUUUGGCUUCCAUCCGAGAUAAACAUAUUGGUGACGGGAAUACAGUCCACGGCUGUAUCCAUUGAUACCUCUGGUGCAUCAAACAAGCCGCCUGAGUCCGUCCUCCGUAACUCUUGGACCGGGGAAGGCUUAUCAUUAGUCGACCCUACUCUUCCUUCAGCAGGAGUUCCGGUGUACUUGGCUAUGUAUUUCUCGGAGCCUCUAGAGUCAAGUUUACGAUCGUUCAACAUUUUCUUUGGUGGUAAGCAAGUUGGUAGGGGUCCUGUUGUGCCUUUGUUUGGAAAAGCAACUCAAGUGGUCGUGAGAGAUGUGGUGGCCAGUUCAAGCACCCUACUGACGCUCUGGUCCACUUCUAGUGCGCUUUUACCGCCCAUGAUAAAUGCGGCCGAGCUUUAUGUAAUUAGUAAGGGUACAAGCGAAAGCACAGGCGGAAACGAAACUGGUUCCGGUUCAGGAUCAGGAUCCGGUGGAAGUGGAGGAGGAGGAUCUGGGAGCAGUGGAUCCGGAUCUGGCUCAGGUGGGACUAGCAAAGGAGGAACUGGAGGUGGAUCAACCAAUGGAAAGAGCAGUAAACUGCCAAUUAUACUCGGUGUAGUGUCACCGGUUGCGUUUGUUCUUGUCGCAUAUGUGUUCAUCGCUAUAAUCUUAGCUAAUCGUCGCAAAGUGAGGCUGCAAGCCUUGGCUAUGCCUACGUCCACAGUGGCUACUAUGGGGACUGGACCGUCAACUCUGUUCACACAACAGAUGGACAAUGAUUCUACAUCAAACCAGCCUACAAAUGAAAUGGGAGAGAUCGACGACCUUACUGGAUGA
Molecule: messenger RNA, 1305 nt
Organism: Arabidopsis thaliana (thale cress)
Lineage: Eukaryota; Viridiplantae; Streptophyta; Magnoliopsida; Brassicales; Brassicaceae
Product: ER protein carbohydrate-binding protein
Exons: 5
Coding region: 1-1305 (434 amino acids)
Cellular component (GO): membrane
Source: RefSeq, marked reviewed